Arachis ipaensis is the source of this 1541-nucleotide messenger RNA. The record is from RefSeq and is a predicted model, not a curated record. Lineage: Eukaryota; Viridiplantae; Streptophyta; Magnoliopsida; Fabales; Fabaceae.
AUGAUAAUUAUGAUGAUGAUCAUGAUGAUCAUGAUGGAAGAGAAUGAUGAAAAAGAAGGAGGAGGCAAAAUUCCAAUAAGAAGAAGAGAAGGAGGAGCAAGUAUUAUUGGCGAUGACGUUAAGAUUACCCGAGAAGCUCAGCAUCACACAUCAUUUGCCACAAGAAUUGGUUUCCAGCAUCCUUUCAAGGUUGCCAGCGAAAGAGUUAUGGAGAUGCAACAAGUUAGCAACCAUAACCAUUCUCAUCUCCUCCUUAUUCAAAGACCUUCACUUUCUAGCAAUAAAACAUUCAUUUCUGUUCUUUCUUGUAAUAAUGCCACAGGAUCCGUUUCUUCUCAAACUCUAAACCUUCCUUGUGAAUACAAUUCAGCUCAUAAAUAUUGGACCGAAAUCAUGGGUCCUUGCAACGGCAUAUAUUUUCUUGAAGGCAAUCCAAAUAUGAUGAUGAAUCCCUCUUUAGGACAAUUCAAGGCUCUGCCAGAAUCUCAUUUCACAACCCCAAUUGGGACAAACUCUUUGUCCGAUUAUGCCGGAUUUGGCUUUGACUCAAAAGCUAAUGACUAUAAAGUUGUAGUGAUCAAGGAUCUUUGGAACAGGGAAACGGAUCAAAGAAGACUUUGGUGUUGGACAGCAGAGUUGUACAGUCUCAAUUUGAACUCUUGGCGAAAACUUGAUGCUCCUCUGCCAUCCCCCAUCGAAAUUUCGGCCUCUUCUCGAGUUUACACUUAUGAAAAUAAUUGUUUUCACAGGUUGGGUUACGUUGAAGAUGAAUUUGGUGAAAGAAAAGAUGUGGUUCUAUCAUUUGACAUGGUUAAUGAAGCCUUCAGAAAGAUCAAUGUACCGAGAGUAUGCGAAUCUUCGAUAGCAUCCCUCGCCACGCUUGUCCCGUUCGAGGAAAGGAGAAACGCUAUGAAUGACUAUGAUGUUUGGAUGAUGAAGGAUUAUUGGGAUGAAGAGUUUUGGGUGAAGCUAUACAGUGUUGGACAUGUUGAAGUGAUUUCAAGGCUUGUGGGAUUUUAUAAGAGUAAUCAACUUCUUUGGAAAGGUAAUGAUGAAAAACUAGUAAUGUAUGAACGUGAUUCCCAACAAGUAAAGGAUCUUCAUGUUUAUGUUAAGAAUGAUUCACUAAGAGCUGCUAGAUACAUGGAAAGCCUUGUUUCACUUCAAAGGGGACAUGAGUUUCGUCGGCAAUGUCUUCUAAUUGAUUGGAUUGGAUCUCGGUGCUAAUGUAAGUUUGAGAAGUAGUGUAUGAAUGCCCAUCUUUAACAAGAAAAUGUAAAAUAAAAACACUUGGUGAAUUUGAUUUAAUUUUUAUGAUUUAGAUAGUAUUUUGAGUCAAGAAUGUUCUCAGUUCCAACAAACAAGCAACUAGAAGUGUUAGCAUUAUCAUGGCUCAUAAUUUGAUUCAAUAUAUCUUUAUUUAGUUGUUGGAGAAAACUUUGGGAUGUAUAAAACCUAUAAAGCACGGACACUUCAUUGAGUUGUCGUGUCUGCGUGUCGGACACAUUUCGGACACGACACUCAUCGACACUCGUCCGACA